AUGCUGGCCAUUGACACCAUUCCCGUGCUGGGGUUCAGAGAUAUCAAUCUUUCCAACAUCAUAGAUCCCGAAGUGCCCCCAGCCACCAAUCCCCGGACCAUGCUCCGUCCAGAAGACGCCUCUCGGUCAGGACGGCCGUUUCGUCAUGAUGAUUCCGACAGAGCUCGAGCCGCGAGCGAGAACACGAGGUUGAAUGGCGAAAGAGGAGGCGGUGGCCCGAACACGGAGGAUGCUUCUCCCCACGCGGAGGAAAGGACUGUGGCACAAAAUAGUAUUGGCCGCGAGCCGGCCCUGUUGUCGCUCGAAGACACGACAGAACUCUUUCGGAGAAAGGUCGCGGAUGCCAGGCAAGACACCGAACAUGCGCUGGCCGGGAGUGAAGCUGUGAGCGACGCAGUCAAGCCAAAACUCACAUUAGAUCUGGGUCACUCUGAUAUUGCAAGAUUACCGGAGAGUGUGGUCGAUCUGAUCAAGGCCGAGGUUGAAAGGCUAUCUUUAUCUCACAACCAGAUCUGGCAUAUCCCACUUCGGUUCUCGGAAUGCUCACAUUUACGAUACCUCAAUAUCCGGUCCAAUGUGUUCCGAGAGAUCCCACGAGGUGUAUACAAGCUAAGUCAACUAGAGAUAUUGGACAUCAGUCGAAACAAGGUCCGAAAGAUCUCGAGCGAUAUCAGAAAUCUCAGGUCUCUCCGUGUCUUCUCGAUCGUGCAUAACCGGGUGGAAGAUCUGCCGGCGGAGCUGUGUGAAAUGACAAAACUGCAGAUAUUGAAGAUCGCGGAGAAUCCACUGCGGUUCAAGUUGAAGAAGAUUGUGGAGGCCAAGGAAUCCGAAGUCUCAUUCUCAGAAAUGACAGAUCAUGAAAGAGAGACGGCAAUCACUCUCGAGAUCAAACGAUAUCUGAGAGAAGUACAUCCAGUCAUCACUCCCGUCGAUGUGGAAGUGUCUCUUCAAGUUGAAGAGAGCCCAAUGGACAUGACACCGAAGCCUCUCAAGCGAUCCUUUAGCAGCAGAUUUCCCGUCAUACCCAGCACUAACAGUGUUGAACCCGAAUCAGAGGCCAACAAAUCAUCACCAAUCCAAACAAUCCCAAAUCCCCCUCCUGUGCCGACUCGCUCACACUAUCGAAUGACUUCCGGUACGCAGCCAAUCGCGCUUCGACGGCCAGGAAUUGCCCCUCUGAUUAAUCAAAAUAAUGAGAGAAACCGGAGCAAUAGCGAAAGUGUCCUGCAAGCUUCGGCCGCUGCUCGGCAAAAGAGGAUGGGCAUGCUCCGAAAAGAAAAGCCGGACUUGGACAGUAUUGACGAGCUCAAGGUGAACCGGAACAGCCAUCUCCGGGGCUUUAGCCAUGGUUCCGUUCUGAAACGCAAUGGUGCGUUGUCUUCCCCUGGCGGGAACAGCUCUUCGAGCCCCAGCAGUCCACGCGAUCCCAGAAGACACAGGCUCGCCUUUGUGAAACGGCUUUCGAGUCUUCCGGAACACAAAGUCGAGACCGAAUGGAGUAACCCCGUCAUCGAAGGUGCCAAAGGGAUCCUAUAUGCUCUGUAUCAGAUCCAUCCACAGAUAUCCGGUCUUAUUGCUGCGAUCAGAGGAAAGGACGUACGCAGAAGCACACUAGAGUUUACCUUCUUCAAUGCUUCUACCCACGUCGACCGGCUCAACGAAGCAUUGGAACAAGCCGAUGUUGUCGACCCGGGAGACCCAGAUAUGGUUGAGAAAGUUGAGGAUAGCGUUCGAAGGGACUGUGCAACUUGCAUCAUGGCCUACACACACGUAACCGCACAGCUGCAAGAUAACGUCAAGAAAAUUGUCGCUGGGUCUGAUGCCCGAUAUGUGCGGACACUGAUGCUCCUGCUCUACGGAAGUAUGAUUGAAGUCAGAAAUGCAAUUCAAAGCUUUGGGGCGGAUGUGAGAGUGGCACAAGGUCCAGGUCAUAGAAGACAGAUGUCCAGUGGAAACGCACAUCCUAUCCAGACUAUCCCUGAGGAGUUCACCACUCCAUUGCAGCCUGUCCGAGCAAUCACACCCACCCGAGACAGAAAUCUAGCUUCAAGGCAAGGUGGGAGAUUGCGCAGUGACACGGCCAUUCAGCAUCCAGUUGCCGAUAAUAUCCCAACAUAUCAAUCGCACCCUGUACCACCUGCAAGUUCGGCUGCCCUCCCGACUCCGAUUCACUUGACCGGUACCACAUUAAACGGCGGGACUCUCACUGACACUUCCUCGACCUUCUCAAACAGUGGCACUCUCACAUCUGCCGCCAGCUCUGGCUUGAGAUCACGGUCAGGGUCACGCACUGCGAAUACGAUGAAUGGCUUCGCGUCUUCCUCGGUAGCUACCACGCCUCGGUCAGGUGAAGCCUUCACCCUCCCGCCUUCAAAUUCCUUCGCGGCCCGGGUCAAUCCUGCCACCGGUCUCACCGAUGCUCAAGAGGAAGCGGUCUUUGAACAGAUAUUCCUCGCCCUGACAAGGGCCUAUGAUGCUGCUCUGCACACCAUUCCGAUCGCGAAGGCACAGUUCCUGCGAUGCCUUGAAGCGGCCGAAGAAAAUCGACAGUCAAAGGCGGUGCACGAUCUAUGGUCGACCCUGGUCUAUCGCUGCAAACUCUGUAUCGAGAUCAGUGAAGCCCUCCAAAUUCGACUCGUCAAUAUGCGCCUGCAAGAUCCUAGCGUACACGUCGUUGCAACGGGCAGUGGUCGAAAUGACCCCUCGUUGUGGCUCCUUUGCAAAAACUUCUUGAUGGGUUUCAUUGAGCUUCUGACGGAGAUGCGGAUCGCCAAGUCCUUAAGGUUGCUGUCACAGGAGAUCAUAACGAUGUUGAGACCUGUGCAGAAAGCGAGUCGCGAGGCAGGGAGAUUGAUAGAGACAAGUCCCUGGCGGUAUUUGACCGAUAGUGCUGUUGCCGCGAUGCCGCCACCGAGUGUUUUCGGUGCGAACUCGAGCCAGUCGGCCGGCGCUGUGGUGAACGGCAAUGGAUAUUCCAAUACCGUCCACGCAACAAUUACCAACGGCGUCAACGCCUCGCCUUACCCGCCAAACAUAGUCUCCUCCCAGAUCUCGAAUUAUCCGCUGCAGAGCCCAUUCCCACCUCCCAUCAUCCCUGUUCCGCCAAUACCUGGCCUCUCUUCAGCAAGCACGCCAAACACAGCGACGAGACAAAUGAUCAACGGCAACAUACUGUCAAUAUCCUCGGUGUCGACAAAUUCUACAGGAUCUAUAUCUACAGCAGUGAAUGGCAUCAGCCCCGUCUCCGUCCCGCUUCCAGCAACACCUCUGUCCGCAGCCCUCGGUCCGGCCGCACAAGCGACGGUGCCCAACAAUUCCACAAGCGCGUACGGGGAUUCAUUUUUCCGAGGCGAUGUGUUUCAGAGGGCGGACAGCCUCUUAAGCAUGCCGCAAAUUGGUGGGGUGAACUUUUUGAAUAGGCGGUAA
Molecule: messenger RNA, 3426 nt
Organism: Cladophialophora psammophila CBS 110553
Lineage: Eukaryota; Fungi; Ascomycota; Eurotiomycetes; Chaetothyriales; Herpotrichiellaceae
Exons: 2
Coding region: 1-3426 (1141 amino acids)
Molecular function (GO): protein binding
Source: RefSeq, a predicted model, not a curated record